GCAAGAAAGUAGUAAAUGGAGUAGGCUUAAAAAUCGAUGAUAUCUGUGAUGCAGAAAUAUAUAAUUUCAUUAGCAAGGUCAAUGUGUUGGGAAUAAUUCGUAAAAUAGAGAUUUCGAUUCUGUCUCAAGAUUGUAAAUGGGAGCAAGUAGUAGUGACUAAUGUUUUUGUUACCAAUAAACCCAAACUUGAAUCUGUACUGAUAUUGAGUCAAUCCUGGUUCCAGGAAAAUGUAAUGAAACUGGACUUCCCAAAUAAAACUCUUAUGUUGCUCAAUGGAACUAGUUGUAAG
This is a messenger RNA of Acaulospora morrowiae, 290 nucleotides long. NCBI's taxonomy places the organism in Eukaryota, Fungi, Glomeromycota, Glomeromycetes, Diversisporales, Acaulosporaceae. The record is from the annotation of a GenBank genome assembly.